UUCUGUCAUAUUGACAACUUUUUGACCACCAGCAGGCAGUCUGUGUUACUGAGGCUAAUGUACUCAGUGGGCAUCACAGGAAGCCUCCGUCAUGUACUUCUGGUAAAGGGACACAAAGAGGAAGAGACUUCCAGUGAAGCAUCUGGCCUCUGUAUUUCAACUUUGUUCAUUCAGUGGUUUAGAAUUUUGGCCUUUAGAUUAACGAAUUGACGCAUUGACGAAAGCAAAGGCCUAUUUUAUUUUUGAUGACAUACCAUUAUUUUUCUGGUCCCUCAUAUUAACCGUUAGGCCCCGACCUCCUGAACGCUUUUAUAUGCUCUCUUUCCAUCAUUAGCCUUUUCUCUGUCUUUUUACUUUCAUGACAGACAUUUUUUUAAAAAUCUGUUAAAAAGCAACAGGAAGAGGAAACUGAUCAGGAUCAGUUGGUUUUGCAACACCAUCGUGCAAAAACGUCUCUUUUUUUGGCAGAAAGGGUGCACGGCGCGAGAGAGAACUGUAGACGCUCAAAAGCUGCUGUGAUGCUCAUUUUGUCUCUCAAAUGGGCACACCCGCGCCCACCGUGUUCUGUGGGCGUGGGAAUGUGUGUGCGUGUGCGUGUGUGUGUGUGUGUAUGCACAUGCCUUCGCACUCUGGUUUGGGGGGGCACAGUAAAACUGCUGACCAGAUAGAAACGGAAUGAAUAGAAAGACAGGGAGAUUGGGUGUGAAACCUCACUGUCAGCCCCCCUUCUCACACAGGCCUACGCACUUACGCACAAGUAUUCUGCAUUGCGUGUGUUUUCACACUGUUUGGGCCCGUGAAACACCAUAAAAGAAAAUGUUAGUAGCUUUCAUGAAAAGGUUAAACGGUUCAAAGUGGUCAAACUCUGUAAGGGACCCUUAAAUCUAAUUAAAAUGAUCACAUAUUUGUUUCAUUGACAAAAGAACCUGAGCAAGUCAUUGUAUUCCUUUGAGAUUUUAAAAAUUAUAUAAUAUAAUGUGAUAAUGCAGAGUGAAUAAGACUGGGGUAUUUUAGUUUGGCACCAGGUGAAAGGUAAACAUGGAAAGACUAUUUCUGUAUUCUACCUUGUAUUAUUUUUAAAAAGGGCAUGACCUUUCUUUGGGAAUCUUUUCAAUUAAUGUCUUCUGUUGCAUCAACAUGUUGUUUGACACACAAAGUAAAAUUUACAAUUGGAAAGUUGACAAGCAGAUAAUUCAAGGCAGAAUAUGAAACUUCAUAGAAAAGAUAUAGAAUUCACACACCAUUUUAUAGAAAAAAAAUAUUCCCAUUGUCAAGAGAUGUCUCAGUUGCAUAAAAGUUAAAUAAAAUGUAAAACAUAAGGCAUUUCUGGAUUUGUUCUGUUGUUAUAUUGGUGUAGAACUGAUUGUAAAUUUAAGGCAUAAUGCAUGGCAUUAAGAACAGAUAUUCUAGUAUAUUGCACCACAUCCACAGUAUGAACAUAAAUGUGCACGCUACUUCCUCAUGAAGCGCAUGUACCCUUCCUAACAGGUCGGAUCUCCAGUAUAUAGGCUAGUUUGAAUCUGUCCGUAAGUCUGCACGAUUAAUUGUAAUCAAUUAAUUCAUUUGUUUUAGGCUCCAUUUUAUUUGAUGGUGACACGAGUCUCGUCCAAUGAAACGAGACUCUGCUGUUACCACAUUGUAUGACUUGUGAGGCCAUGUUCUAUGAACACACACCUGCACCACUGACACAAUUUCCUGCCUCUAUCUUACUCUUUCUCUUCCUCUCCCCUCUAUCUCUAACUUCCUCCAUCUCCCCCUCCAUUGCACCCUGUGCCGCAGAUUUCUGGAGGUUAGACAUGAUUUUCCUCUCAGAUUAAACCCUCUCUCUGUUCCCUUGUUUCUCUCUAUCACUCUAUCUCCCACCCACCAUUCACUCACACACUCCUCUCCCACUCUCACCCUUUCAUGUGCGCACGUUUUCGAAGAAUAGGGCUCUUUUAAAAAAAAAAAAAAAGUGCCUUAUCGUAUUUCUGCUGUCACCUCCUGUCCCGUUAUCAGACCCUCUUCUCCUCCUCCCAUCAUCUUUUUCACACUCCCCCACUUCCCCCUUUGCUUUAUUUUAAAAAGUAUUUAAAAACAUCCAAGUACUGCUAAUCACUCAAGGUAAAGUAUUAUUGACUGCUGUUUGCAAGCCAAAUUGCCCCUCAGGGACAUUAAAUAUUUACUCUACUCUACUCUACUCUAUAUCACAAUUUUAACCACAUUUUGCGUACUAUUCGAAAACUUUUUUGAAGGCCAUAAGGGGUAAGAUUGUAUCUUACUGUAACUGAUGAAACCCUGAAUGUCCGAACGUGAGAUCUUUGAACUUCUAGGGAAAACAUACAUACUCCAGUUACAAAAGUACAGGGUGACAUUCUUAGAUUGUACUAAAUGAAGUAUAAGCGCAAUCAGAUUCAAACUUAAGAAAUUAUAACAAUAAUGAUUUAAGCUUUAGUUCUGGUCUUCACUGAGACAUCAAAGAUGAGUUAUUGAGGUCGCGUCUCUCUUUCUCCCUUCACUUUCAUGGGGGAAUUGUAAAUUCAUAUUAUAAUUCAAAAAAAGAAUUUCUCAAUUUUUUGCAGCUUUUGUCUCUAUUUAACAUGCAAACGAAUUGUACGAAGUCAGUUAUUGACACAUGGUACUGCCUAGUGUUUCUGAGAUAUUUAACAGAGAGACUUGUGCAGGCUGAUAUGAUCAUGUAAAUGCAGUAAUAAAAUAUUUUUUUUCAAAUGCACCAUGACUGUCUCUUCGUAUUGCAAAUGUGUGCACCCUGAAUGUCUGUCAUCGUGUAUUUUUUUCAGUUAACCACUUAAUGAAUUUCUCCAAAUGAAAAUAUAUUCUCAUGCUUGCACUAUACUGAGUUAAAAUACAUUAUUUUGGAGAUACAAACACCCUUUGCAAAACCACCACGGUAUUCAUACGAGCUGCUCAUAUCGAAGCGUGGGCCUGGAGACCUACUCAUAACCAUCCGUUUGGUAUGUGAGGAAAGAGGCCACCUCUGCCUCCAAUCAUUUGAGAGUUCUUCCAAUUAUCAGAUGCUGCAAUUUUAUUGUGUUAUCUUGGUACAGUGGAUGAAACUGGUGAAAACGAACCAAAAACAAAAAAAAAAAAACGCACAGAAAAAAGCCACUUAAUUUCUAAAGACCAGUGCAAAAUGCAGAAUGUUGCAAGGAGAUAUUAGGAUAGGACAAGCCUUCUAGCUGGUGGUCCGAAGCCCUGCUCAGGGAGGCCCACGUCUGGUGCUCAUGUGUGGUGGAACGUGGGCAGGGAUUGCUCUGCCUGCCUCCUUUGUUAUUGUCUCUUUGUCGCACCCACCCCGUCACAAAACAAGGAAAGUCUUUCUCCAAACCCCGAAGUGUUCUGAGAGAAUGAGGAGCACAGCAGGGAGAGCGACAGGGCCGCGCGAGCGACGAAGGGUGGCGAUGUCUCCAGGAGAGGACGGUCUGAUCGGGAUCCCCUUCCCGGAGCACAGCAGCGAGCUCCUGUCUUGCCUGAAUGCCCAGCGGCGGGCGGGGCUGCUGUGUGACCUCACGCUGACCUCCCGGGGCACCCGCUACCUGACGCACCGCUCGGUCAUGGCCGCCGUGAGCAUCUACUUCCGCAGGCUGUUCGGGGCGGAGGAGGGGGAGGGCGGGGACUUUGGGGCCGGGAGGCGCUGCAGCGUCCAGCUGGACUGCGUGGCGCCCGACGCCCUGGACGCCCUGCUGGAGUUCGCCUACACCGCCACCCUCACCAUCCGCAGCUCGGGCAUGCGGGAGGUGCUGAAGGCCGCCCAGCUGCUGGGCAUCCAGUGCGUGGCCGACGCCUGCCGGGACAUCCUGGGUGAGAGGGACCAGGGCGAGGACCACGCCGAGGAGGCCGAGCGGGUGUCCCGCCGCAAGAAGGACAGGAGGCACGUCUCCAAGUCCAGAUCGCCGCCGCACCCCCCGUCUCCGCCCCCCUCCUCCCCUCCGCCGGACCAUCGCCAGCCCGUGGCACCCGCGCCCCCGCACCCCGAUUACGAGGAGCACUCCCCCCUGGCGGGCCAGAACGGCGACCAGCCCGGCGACGGCAGAGUGGCGGCUCCGGCGGCCAAUGGGGGCGUGCGCUGGCCCCGGGAGGAAAGCCUUUCGGCCCCUCCCCCCGAAGAUGGGAUUUCGGAGGAGGAGGAGGACAGGGGAGAGUACGGGGGCGGGGGGACCGCAGCCGCUCCCCUGGCCCCCGAGCGAGGGGGAGCGCUAGGCGGGGGCAGGAAGAGGAAGUCGCAGACGCCUCAGCAGUGCCCCGUGUGUCAGAAGAUCAUCCACGGCGCCGGCAAGCUACCCCGGCACAUGAGGACCCACACGGGCGAGAAGCCCUUUCAGUGCACAGCCUGCGGCGUCCGCUUCACCCGGAAUGACAAACUGAAGAUCCACAUGCGCAAGCACACGGGGGAGCGGCCGUACCCGUGCCCCGACUGCCCCGCCCGAUUCCUGCAUUCCUACGACCUGAAGAACCACCGCUCCCUGCACAGCGGGGCCCGCCCCUUCGAGUGCCCGCUCUGCCACAAGGCCUUCGCCCGCGAGGACCACCUGCAGCGCCACCGCAAGGGCCACAGCUGCCUGGAGCUGCGCACCCGCCGCCCGCGCAGGGGCCCGGGGCCGGGGGAGGGGGCCGCGCCGGGGCCCCACCGCCUGUCGCCGCUCGUGGACCCCGCCUCUCUGCCACACUCCUCCUCGUUCUCUCACUCGCCCCCGCGGGCCAAUUCCUCAGGCCCCGUGCUGGUGUACCCGCACCACCCUGACAGCCCCUUCCACCCCAUGUCUCUCCUGGCCUCCAGCAGGCUGGCCUACGCGGGGCCCCUGUGGAGAGGCCUGGGGGUGCCCGCCGGCACAGCAGGGGAGGCUGUUGGGCCCCCCUCCCCAGUCGGCCCCCCACCCACGCAAGCGAGGUGGGAGGAGGAAGCGGAUGAGGAGGAGGAGGAAGAAGAGGAGGAGGAGUAAGGUAAAGGGAAGAUGUGGGUGUGUGAUGUGGCUCAGGUCUGAAUCCGUGUUGCAUAUCGGUGUCGCAGAUUGGUAGCUGCGUGCGUGCGUGCGUGCGUGCGUGCGUGCGUGCGUGCGUGCGUGCGUGUGUGAGUAUGAGCGCAUGCGUAGCGCCCAUUGUAACCCACCCUGCUCUCUCAGUAAGACUGGGAGCAUGACUCAGGUGACCAAACCUGCGUGACAAGCAUCUCAUUUUGGGGCACUUAUUAAAACCAAAAAAAAUAAAUUUAAAACGGGUUCUCUCAAUUAUUUUUGUUCUUUCGCAACUCUUGUUGCUUUA
This is a messenger RNA of Anguilla anguilla (European eel), 5259 nucleotides long. It is a transcript of the gene zbtb7b, whose product is annotated as zinc finger and BTB domain containing 7B. The transcript is spliced from 3 exons. Gene Ontology annotation, biological process: positive regulation of gene expression; regulation of transcription by RNA polymerase II. Bases 3225 to 4940 code for a protein of 571 amino acids. NCBI's taxonomy places the organism in Eukaryota, Metazoa, Chordata, Actinopteri, Anguilliformes, Anguillidae. Gene Ontology annotation, molecular function: DNA-binding transcription factor activity, RNA polymerase II-specific; RNA polymerase II cis-regulatory region sequence-specific DNA binding; protein binding. The record is from RefSeq and is a predicted model, not a curated record.